AUGACAGAACAAGAGGAUAAGAAGGGCCGAAAAAUUCCGCCAAAUUAUUUUGUUUUUGGUGCGUUUAUAGGUAUAUCAGGUCUGUCUUUAAUGGCAGGAUUCACAUAUAGAAUAUCAUCUUUCAAGAAGAUCAAUCCAUUACCAUCCAUGAAGGCAAUUAAUCAGGACAAAAAUAUGCCCGAAUCUGGUAUACAUUUUGCUGCUCGUGCUCUUGGAGUAGCAACAAUCAUAACUACCUCAUCACUGGGAGCACUGUCUUUAUUUAUGUGGUACAUUAUAAACCCAGUGGACGGAAACGACUUUAAUGAACGUAUGCGAAAUAUAUUCCCUUCUAGACGGAAGAUAAAACCAUCAGAUUCUCGUUCUGAAAUUAGAACUUUCGAAGAGCUUUCAUCCUUAAUAAAUGAUUCUGUAAAAAACAAAUGA
Messenger RNA from Schistosoma spindalis, 426 nucleotides. Lineage: Eukaryota; Metazoa; Platyhelminthes; Trematoda; Strigeidida; Schistosomatidae. The record is from the annotation of a GenBank genome assembly.